This is a messenger RNA of Brassica napus (rape), 774 nucleotides long. RefSeq lists its product as uncharacterized. Bases 1 to 774 code for a protein of 257 amino acids. The record is from RefSeq and is a predicted model, not a curated record. NCBI's taxonomy places the organism in Eukaryota, Viridiplantae, Streptophyta, Magnoliopsida, Brassicales, Brassicaceae. The transcript has a single exon.
AUGACUCUCGGCACAAUCAACCUCUCGGUUAAAGCCAGUAGCAUGACGAAAAUCGUGGAGUUCUUGGUCAUCGAUCGACCCACGUCGUAUAACGCGAUCAUAGGAACUCCAUGGCUGAAUUUCAUGCAACCAGUCCUGUCGACAUACCACAUGUGUCUCAAAUUCCCAAACACUCGCGGGAUCGAGACAAUCUGGGGAGAUAGGAAAAUCUCACGAGUCUGCUUCGCUGCAAAAUUAAAACGAAAAAAACCAUCGGCCGAGUUUGCGGCUCAAAACAAAAAGAAAUCGUCUAUCGUUGACAACACCAUAGAACAAGAUAAAACUGAAAUCUUUUGGCAAUCACGAGUAGCCGAAGCUUUAGAAGCAAAACGCGAGCCGUCCUGCGAGCAUGUAAUCUCAGUAUGCUUAGACGAAGCAUUCCAAGAUCGCUGCGUGGAAAUCAGCACGAACCCGAGCGAGUCUCUCAAAACCGAGCUCAUAGCUUGUCUGAAAAAGAACUUGCACACGUUCGCAUGGGCCGUAGAGGACAUGUCGGGGAUUGACAUCAAGGUCACAUGUCACGAGCUGAACGUCGACCCAACUUUCAAACCUUUCAAACAAAAGAGACGAAAGUUGGGACCAGAACGCACUGGUGCGGUUAACGACAAGGUCGAAAAACUCCUCAAAGUCGGAUCCAUAACAGAGGUGAGGUAUCCUGACUGGCUCGCUAACCCAGUCGUCGUCAAAAAGAAAAACGGAAAGUGGCGAGUGUGCGUCAAAAUCACUGAACACUAA